Molecule: messenger RNA, 3703 nt
Organism: Amaranthus tricolor (Joseph's coat)
Lineage: Eukaryota; Viridiplantae; Streptophyta; Magnoliopsida; Caryophyllales; Amaranthaceae
Product: E3 ubiquitin-protein ligase BRE1-like 1
Exons: 19
Coding region: 421-3072 (883 amino acids)
Cellular component (GO): nucleus; HULC complex
Molecular function (GO): ubiquitin protein ligase activity; metal ion binding
Source: RefSeq, a predicted model, not a curated record
GUGCUCAUAAAUAUUUUUUUAAUUUCACAGCUGAAAAAUAAAAUUCCCUUGUUUGUUGAAAGCUUCUGUAUCUCCUCUGUUAUUAUUCACAACUCAUGCUUCACUUUAGAGAGAGAAAGUGGAGAGUUCUAGAGAGAGAAUGAAUGAUCAUUGAAAAUAACUGUGGAAAUACUAUUGAACUCCAAGUGAUGCCCAGAAAAAUCUUCGAGAAAUUUCAUCGCUUUCUAUCAUUUCUUUUGUUUUGAUGAAAACACCUAGGGUUUGCGCGGUUUUCAAAUUAGGGUUUUUCAUGAAUUGUUAAGUUGUACCAUAAUUUUUGGCGAACUUUCGCCAACGAGUUGAAUUGAUUUCUUGGUCUUUGGAUUGAAACUUGGCCCUUUUUGUAAUUGGGAGGGUUCGCAACUGCUGUUGAAUUUAUCAAUGGCGAGUACAGGUGAAGCAGACCGAAAACGACGUCAUUUCACAUCUAUUUCUCCAACUGCUGCUGCUACCAUGACGAAGAAGCAGUCAUUUACGCUACUUUCGGAGGAUAAGAAGCUUGAUACCGCUGUACUUCAGUUUCAAAAUCAAAAGCUCUCACAAAAGCUAGACGUCCAGAAAAUUGAAAUUAUUGCUCAUGAGAGCAAGUUUUCAGAGAGAAAUGAGAAGCUACAAUCGUAUGGGAAAAUGGUGACAAUUGUCAAUAAUUGCUGGAGUAAGCUAAUGGACGGCUUGGAAGCCCGAUCUGUUCACAUUAAAGACGUGGUCAGAAGUGGAGGAAAUAUGCAUCAUUCAGUUACUAUAAAGGAUGAUGCUUCCUCCUCCGCUGAUGAUUUAUUCUUAAAGCGACUGACAGAAACAAUUCCUGAAUCCUGCUUAGCCAGUAAUUCCUUUGACCAGAUGAUAGAAGAAGGGGACAAGGCUUGUGAAAAAUCCAAAAAUAUUUUGCAUAAUAUUGUUGGUGCUGUAAAUGACUUGUGGUGUAUGAAAGAUGGAUUGUACAAUGCUGUAUUAACAGCACUUCCGAAGGAUGAUUCAUGCAAGCGGAAAGAAUCCUAUACUAUGAUGGCAGACAUUAAGAAUUUACGUUCAGCUCUGAGUGAUCUUCAUCUGAAACACAGAUCACUUGCUAGGGAACUACAUAAACAUGAAUCUGGUGAAUUGAAGAACAAAGCUGAGCUUAAAUAUUUACGAGGGGAGCUGGAGAGGACAAUAAGAGAGCUGGAAGAAAGUAACCAUAAGUUGUCAGCUUUAAAAGACGAGAAAGAUGCGACAAAGGGAUCUUUUUUCCCUGUGUUGAACAUGGGUAAUAAGCUUACUUCUAAUGACAGAGUAGCUGAUAAGCAAAAGGAGCAAAAGGACCUACAGGAUUUAGAGGCAACUUUAAAGGAGUCAAUGGCUCAGUCCUCUUCACGGCUACAAGAACUGAAGCUUUUGCACGAGGAAAGAAUAGAAAUUCUGAAGAAGCUUUCCAACUUUCAGGGUACAUUGAAAAAUGCAAAAUCCAUUGCUUGUGCUGGAGCUUUUUAUCUAGUGAAUGAAGAGCUUGAAAAGUCUAAAGCUAAUGUUAUCCAGUAUCAGACCAUAUUCAAAAAACUUCAGGCUGAGAAAGAUAAAGUUUCAUGGAAAGAAAGAGAAGCAGUGGUUAGAACUGAUAUAGGUGAUGUUUUUCGAAGAUCCUUGACAACAACUUGUUCUAGAAUAAAUGAGCUUGAAACUGAGAUACAAAGGCAAAAUGAUGAAAAAAAGCAUAUGGAAUCCAAGCUGGAAGAAGCUUCAAGAGAACCAGGAAGGAAAGAAAUAAUUUUAAAAUUUAAAGAAUUUGUCUCUUCAUUUCCUGAGGAUAUGAGUUCCAUGCAAAGUAAGCUACGCAAGUACAAGGAGACAGCUGUCAAUGUUCAUUCUUUGAGAGCUGAAGUACAAUCUCUUUCAAAUCUUCUUGCCAAGAAGGCCAAAGAUUUGGAGAUAUUAUCUUGUACAUCAGUUGAUCAAGAUGCUGAAAUUCAGAGACUUAAAGCUGUGGUUCAGGAUUUGAAAGAUAGUGAUUUGGAACUAAAGCUUAUUUUGGAGAUGUAUAGACGUGAAUCAACCAUCACAAGGAACUUUUUAGAAGCAAGGGACAGGGAAUAUAAAGCAUGGGCACAUGUCCAUAAUCUCAAGUCUUCACUUGAUGAACACAAUAUGGAAAUACGUGUCAAGACAGCUAUUGAAGAAGAGGCUCAGUCCCAACAACGCUUAGCUGCUGCGGAAGCUGAAAUUGCAGACUUGCGGGUGAAGUGUAAAUCUUCUAAAAGGGAAAGGUCAAUGUUUUCUAAUGCUUUGAAGUCUAAGCAAGAAGAGAAUGAGGCCUACUUGUCUGAAAUUGAGACUAUUGGACAAGCCUAUGAUGACAUGCAAAACCAAAAUCAGCAUCUGUUGCAGCAAAUUACUGAGAGAGAUGACUAUAACAUCAAGCUUGUCCUUGAAGGUUUGCAUAGUAAACAGACAAAUGAUCUUUUACUAAUGGAAAAAGGAAGUCUGCUGAAGAAGAUCCAGCUGGGUAAUGUUUUUCGGGAGUUUUUUGAGAAGAAAGCUGCAAAAAUUGAAGAUCAGGUCAAAAGUUGCUCAGAUCAGAACCAUAGACUUGCAGAAGAUAGGUGUCAAAACUCAGUUUCUUUGGAAAAUAUCCAAAGGAAGCUGUUGGAUUCAAGAAAAAUUUCGCAACAAACAAAGGAAUCUUUGGAUGGACUUCAAAGUAAAACCAAAGAUGGUCGAGCAAUUCUUUCCGAGAUGCAGAUAGAGUUGGAGAGAAAAAGGUUUGAGAAGAAAAGGAUAGAAGAAGAAUUGGAAGCAGUCAAGAGGAAAGCUGAGCGUCUUAGAAUGCAAAAAGAAGGUUCUAUUGUGGAAAAGCUCCAACAAGAGCUCCAAGAGUACAAGGAAAUACUGAAAUGUAGUGUCUGCCUUGACAAGCCCAAGGAGGUUGUGAUUACUAAAUGCUUCCAUCUAGCAUGCAGUCCUUGCGUACAAAGAGUAUUGGAAUCUCGCCAUCGCAAGUGCCCCGUAUGUUGUGUUGCGAGCUUUGGUCCCAAUGAUGUUAAACCCGUUUACAUUUGAUUAGAGGCUGUCAAUUAGCUGAAGUCGUCUUCUUUAUGUAUUUUCUUUAUAAUCACCCCCUCCCCAUCAACCAAUUGCGAAUGGCAAUAUACAUGCCUAAGACCCAUCUGUAAAUUCCCCAGCUUUGCAUGUAGUUCAGUCCAUAGCCAUUUUAGGUUCAAGGAGAUGCUAAAAAAUUUUCCUCCACAGUGCAUAUCUUAGAGUUGUAGUCUUGUAGAGCUCUGGUUUCAGGUAAUUGAUUUUUUUUUGUAGUAGACUGUAUAAGUAUGAGUAGCUGAUACAUCUUGGAGCUGCAGUGGGCUGUUACCGUCAAAUUGCAAUCAAAAUGAACCACAUGAAGAAAUGGAAGCUCAUUUGCUAAUGCUUUAUAUUUCUUCUGUUUUUGAACUUUUACCUUUAGUGUCUGGGUGGUGUUAUCUCAGAUCUUCAGUCUAUGAGUAUAUUUGUGCUGGUCGGUUUGAUGAUUUAUACAAGAAUGGCAGAUGCCAUCAUAACCAAGUAGACUGUUUUUUCAUGUUCUAUUGGUUCUCAUUCAAGUCUUCCUCAAUUUUUUCUUCAUGUAUUAUUAAGUUUUUGAGAGAAUUGUGGCAAAUUUGUUGCAAUAAAGAGAUCACAAAGCAUGUGAUACAAG